Messenger RNA from Drosophila busckii, 1343 nucleotides. Its product is annotated as aminoacylase-1. Gene Ontology annotation, biological process: amino acid metabolic process. Gene Ontology annotation, cellular component: cytoplasm. The record is from RefSeq and is a predicted model, not a curated record. Lineage: Eukaryota; Metazoa; Arthropoda; Insecta; Diptera; Drosophilidae. Gene Ontology annotation, molecular function: aminoacylase activity. The transcript has 6 exons. The coding region runs from base 64 to 1272 and encodes 402 amino acids.
GAUUAGAUUAAUAGACUCGCCAGUUGCAAUCGAGCAGUUGAUCGUUGCGUAUCGCCUGCGAACAUGAGCUGCAAGUGCGAGUGGGAGUCGAAUGAAGAAAUUCAAUACUUUCGUGAAUAUUUGCGCAUAGCCAGUGUGCACCCAGAGCCAAACUAUGCGCCGUGUGUGGAGUUCUUAAGGCGGCAGGCCGAUCAGUUGCAACUGCCGCUGGCCAUACAUCAUCCCUUUGAUGCUGCCAAUCCCGUGGUGGUCUUAACCUGGCAGGGCCUGGAGCCAUCACUGCCCGCCAUCUUGCUCAACUCGCACAUGGAUGUGGUGCCGGUGUUUGAGGAGAACUGGACACAUCCACCAUUCGGUGCUGAAAUGGAUGAGGAGGGACGCAUCUUUGCACGCGGAACUCAAGACAUGAAGUGCGUGGGCAUGCAGUACCUGGCGGCUAUUCGAGCCAUGAAGCGCCAAGGAGUGAGACUCAAGCGCACCAUUCAUAUCUCAUUUGUAGCGGAUGAGGAAAUGGGCGGCCGACGUGGCAUGCGUCCGUUUGUGGACACCGCCGAGUUUCGUGCGCUAAACAUUGGCUUUGGAUUGGACGAGGGCUUGGCAUCGCCCACACCAGAGUUUCCAGUCUUCUAUGCCGAGCGCAGCGUGUGGCGUCUGACGUUCAAAAUCAGCGGCACUGCUGGUCAUGGCUCGCUGCUGCUGCCGAACACAGCUGGCGUCAAGCUACAGUAUAUGCUCAAUAAAAUGAUGGAGUUGCGCAAGCAGCAGGUGCAGCGCUUGGAAAACAAUCCAGAGCUGACCAUAGGCGAUGUAACGACCAUAAAUUUGACACGCCUGGGCGGCGGUGUUCAGAGCAAUGUGGUGCCACCGCUGCUAACAGCUGGCUUCGACUGCCGACUGGGGCUGGACAUAGACCACACGGAAUUCGAGGCGCAACUGCAACGCUGGAUGACUGAAGCUGGCGGCGGCAUUGAGCUGGAGUUUGAUCAGCAGCAUCCCUAUGUGCCACCCACUGCCACUGACGACAGCAAUGCCUACUGGCUGGCCUUCAAGCGCGCCACCGAUGAGCUUGGACUAACGAUUAGGCCACAAAUAUUUACUGGCGGCACCGACAGUCGCUAUUUGCGUCGAGUUGGCAUUCCCGCUCUAGGCUUUUCGCCCAUGAACAAUACCCCAGUGCUCUUGCAUGAUCAUGAUGAGUGGCUAAGCGCCGACACCUAUCUCAAAGGUGUGCAAAUCUACGUCAAGAUCAUACACAAUAUAGCAAAUGUUUAGCUUUAAGCUGCAUUUAAUUAACGCAUAUACAAUAAACUUUAAAAAAAUGCCAAUUAGAACGCUAAUUAAUU